This is a messenger RNA of Exophiala spinifera, 1593 nucleotides long. RefSeq lists its product as uncharacterized. Bases 1 to 1593 code for a protein of 530 amino acids. Gene Ontology annotation, biological process: protein dephosphorylation. The record is from RefSeq and is a predicted model, not a curated record. Gene Ontology annotation, cellular component: nucleus; protein phosphatase 4 complex; cytoplasm. Lineage: Eukaryota; Fungi; Ascomycota; Eurotiomycetes; Chaetothyriales; Herpotrichiellaceae. The transcript is spliced from 3 exons. Gene Ontology annotation, molecular function: protein phosphatase regulator activity.
AUGUCGUCAGGUAAGUUGCGCAGUGAGACCCGACCUCCAACAUCUUUCCAGAUUCGAGCGACUGCCAGCGCGCCCGUCCUGGAUGGAAAAUAUUCCCACAUGCCGACGAGCCUGCUAACCAUGGUACCAGAUCUUGAUGAGAAGACCCUGGAAGAUGCUGCCAAUACCGGAGAGAUGGAAUAUGAAAAAUGGCCGUCCCUCCUCGAGCCGCUCCUCCAACGUCUCAACCAGAUUGUCUAUACCGAGUUUCAUACCCCACGACCCUAUCCCAGGGUAAAUCGUCAACUCAUACCCAACUCACCAUCUCAGAUACACGGCACUUCCACACGAGACUCGAACCCGGCCAUACAAACACCGUCGACCCCCGUGCGGAACUUGCCUCCUGUACCACCUUUUCCAAAUUCCUCAGCCACAUCCACGAGCCAUGUGCCGGAUUCCCUCCCUCCGUCGCAAGAGCCCUCGGCCGAUGCGAUAAACGAAUUGCCCUCCCUUUUGCUCCAGAUCCUGCAUAGCGUUCAGCAUACCCUCCGCACCGCGUUUGCAGAAAAGCCACCGCACACCAUUCAGCGGCUGGCUGAACUGGUGCUACGUCCUACAAGAAACUACCGGACGCUGCCGGCAUGGCUACGUGCCGUCGACCGGGUAGUCAGCGUCAGCAGCUCGGCGGAUAUCUUCCCUCUGUCGGACACACCGCCCAUCGUCAACGGAGUCAACGGAGACGGAGGUGGGGGCAUUUUGUGGACCAACAACGACAAUCGCAAUGGCUACGACAGCAAUUCGCUGGGUAGCGACGAGAGUCUAGGCGGCGCCUUGCUCACACCUAUACCGUGGUUGAGAAAUGGCCUCGGAGGUCGCGAGGGAUCGAGCGAAGAUUCAGGACACUUUGGCUCAGAUCAGAGCUCAAGCACAGACACUCUAGGCGAUCCGUUAUCAAUACCGGACGCGCAUGUCCCCGGAGCAGAUCCUCUGGUGCCUGAAAGACCCGACGGUGCGGUCACACAGGGCGAGUUGAUGCGCAUGGAGCAAGAGGCUGGGGUUGUCCCGGUGAACCCAACCUCCAGCAACGGCCCGAGCAGUCGAACAAUGGCGGGCGCCGAGGAGGGACUGUACAUGGACGAAGAAGGUGAAUUGGUUCCUCACGCCCGUGGUCCUGAUGUAGUUGGCUCGGUGGACAUGGGCCGUGUCGACGGGCAUGACGUCGAAAUCAGAAUUGGAAGUCCUCCGCGAGGAGAAGAAGAAGAGGAGGAAGAUAGAGACCCGACAGAUCCAAACGAUGCGCAGACGGUGCUGCCAGGGGGGGACAACCUCCCACAGUCGCCUCAGAAUGCGGGUGAAGUCGACGACUUUGAAAUCGUGCUCAAGGAGACAGAAGCCGCUGGUGGUGGCGAAGAAGGUACAGAUGACGUGGACGCCAUGCAGGUCGAUGCCGAGGGCACCAGAGGAAAGGGAGAGGAGCAGAAAUCGGAAAACGAGCAGGAUGAAGACAUUGUGCUCGUCGACGCCGACGGAAAGACAGACGACGACCUAUCCAAAGCUGAUGUGUCUGGUGAAAAUCUCGGACCUGACGCAGUGGAUACUUCGACCGUGACUUGA